This is a messenger RNA of Rhizopus microsporus ATCC 52813, 1857 nucleotides long. RefSeq lists its product as uncharacterized. Gene Ontology annotation, biological process: microtubule nucleation; cytoplasmic microtubule organization; mitotic cell cycle. The transcript has 3 exons. Gene Ontology annotation, cellular component: centrosome; equatorial microtubule organizing center; spindle pole. Gene Ontology annotation, molecular function: gamma-tubulin binding; microtubule minus-end binding. The record is from RefSeq and is a predicted model, not a curated record. Lineage: Eukaryota; Fungi; Mucoromycota; Mucoromycetes; Mucorales; Rhizopodaceae. The annotation marks the transcript as partial.
GUAUCAGAAUCAGAGAUCCUGCGUGAUCUUGUCUUUGUCUUUCAGGGAAUUGAUGGACAGUACAUUAGGUUGGAUACCGUAACAAACGAGUACCAUAUCAAUAAGCAGACUUUGCCUCUAUCUCUACCCAAGGAGGAACUCAUCUAUCGACUGACGGCCACAGGCUGGCUGUUUAUUCACGUAAAGGCAUUUGUCGACACCCACAUGCACAAUAAUACCACAAGUCUUGUCGUUCAGUCACUCUGCGCUGCCAUUCAAAGUCAAUUGACGGACUAUUACCGAUUGAUCGCUAUUCUUGAAGCCCAAGUCGAAAAACAGUUACUGGACAAACACACGAGCCUUACAGAACAGAGCUUAACUCUCAAGCGUCUACUUGUCUGGAUGGAGGAAUCAAAUAAUAAAUUAAGACUCAUGAACACCCUUUUAGACGCUUGUGAAGGUCAGAAAGGAGGCGCCAUGCUUACGAUACUGCACAACUAUACAAAGCAUGGUGACCCAUUUGCCAGAACCUUUGUCACGCAGAUGCUCCGGUCAGUGUCCAAGCCAUUUUACGAUAUGCUUCAGCGUUGGGUAUUUGAAGGCGAACUGAACGAUCCAUAUGAAGAGUUCUUUGUCGCCUGUGAUAUGAAUGUGCCGGAAGAAGAUCUUUGGCAACGCAAGUACUCGAUACGUGAACCUAUGUUACCUUCCUUCUUCUCAAAGGACCUUGCUCAAAAGAUCUUUGCUAUUGGAAAAUCACUUAAUUUUAUGCGUUGUAGCUGUCAUGGUAUAGAUGCUCAAUAUGAUGUACCUGCUAAUGCGGCAGAUGUGUUCAAGUAUGGUGAAAUACAGACGAUGGAAAGAACGAUUGAUGCAAUCUAUAUGGACACCAGCAAAACAUUGCUUAAUUUACUCAAAACAAAGUAUAAACUGAUGGACCACUUGCGUGCUUUGAAGCGAUAUAUGUUAUUAGGCCAAGGUGAUUUCAUUCAAUAUCUCAUGGAUGGUUUAGGAGCUACACUCAACAAACCUGCCACCACUCUGCUUCGUCACAACCUUACGAGCGUACUUGAAACAGCCAUUCGGUCAUCCAAUGCACAAUACGACGACCCAGCGAUCCUUAACCGACUGGACGUUCGACUACUCAAGAUUCAAAACGAUGAUAUCGGUUGGGACGUAUUCACUCUCGACUAUCGCAUGGAAACACCCAUCAACACAGUCAUCAAUGCCAAUUCUAUGCUUCAAUACCUCCAAGUCUUUAAUUUUCUCUGGCGCUUGAAGCGUGUUGAAUACACCUUGUCUGCUUCUUGGAGACAGUGGGGCAAAGUUAGUCGUGAGUUUUCAGAGCUGCCAGAUCUUUCGCAAGAUCUACACCAGGCUCAGAUGACCAUACAGCGCAUGAUUCAUUUUAUAUACCAGCUCCAACAUUAUGUUAUUUUUGAAGUACUCGAGUGUUCAUGGAAGAAGCUAGAAGACAAUAUUCAAAAUCAUAGUAUUGAUCUUGAUUCGAUCAUUAAGUCUCAUGCAAGCUAUCUAAGCGAGAUCACUCAAAAGGGCUUCUUGAGUGGGCCAAAGAAAAAAGAAUUGGCAGAUCGGUUGAAUGACUUGUUUGAUUGUAUCCUGAAAUACAAGGUUGUGCUUGAUCACCUCCAUGGGUAUGCCUCAAAUGAGGCUGUCAGACGGCAUAGCAAGUACGCUCUAGAAGGCGACAGUGAUAAGCGAUUGAGCAGGAUUCGGCGAAACCACCAGGAUGUCGAAAACGCAUUUACAGCACAGGUCUUGCAGUUCUUGGACAUAUUGAAAUCCUAUCAUGAUGAAGACUUGAGGUCUCUAUCAACACGGCUAGAUUAUAAUGAUUUUUAUUCAAGUAAUCAAUAA